This is a messenger RNA of Dryobates pubescens (Downy woodpecker), 2724 nucleotides long. It is a transcript of the gene SLC41A2, whose product is annotated as solute carrier family 41 member 2. The transcript has 11 exons. Gene Ontology annotation, molecular function: monoatomic cation transmembrane transporter activity. Gene Ontology annotation, biological process: monoatomic cation transport. Gene Ontology annotation, cellular component: plasma membrane. Bases 304 to 2025 code for a protein of 573 amino acids. NCBI's taxonomy places the organism in Eukaryota, Metazoa, Chordata, Aves, Piciformes, Picidae. The record is from RefSeq and is a predicted model, not a curated record.
CUCACCUAGCUCCGGAGCUGUCACCGCCGCUGGGCUGGUCCCUCCGAGCCUGUCGCCUCUCCGCCGCUGGGAUGGAGCCGGACCCCGGGCCGCUGUCGACUUUACCCUCGCCCAGAUCCAGUCUUGCUUAUGGAAUUGUAGAAGAUUUGAGAUCACUGAAAAAAUGCUUUUGCAUGCAAAAAAGGAUAAUUUUGGUUUAACUAUUUGAAACCAUCCAGUGUGGCACUUGAUGACUCAUCUACAAGAUUUCUUCCCUGCCAUCUGAAGAACAAAGUGCUUUUCAACGUGUACUUCUGUAGCACUAUGACUAACUGUAAAGGCAGAGCAACCAUCUCCAAAACAAAUAGCAAAGUUCAUAACAGAGAAGGUUUUGUAAACUGGACCGUAAAUCUUAAUACAAUUCAGUCAGAUAAAUUUUUGAGACUACUUUUGAGUAUGGUUCCUGUUGUUUAUCAAAUAAACCAGGAGGAAAGACAUAAAAAGGUGAAUGGUGUCUGGCAAGAUGGAUUACAACCAGCAGGACACAAUUUUAACGGUCGGGCUGAACUACACACAGAGUACCAUCACUUCUCAGAACAAACUUUUCAUGGUAGUAAUGGACACAGCCCAUCUAGCUGUAGCCCUAAAUAUGAUGAUUUUACCAAUUAUAAUUUCUGUGAUGGAAUGGACACUUCAGAAACAGAUGCCAUGUUGCAGGAAGACAGUCUAUCUAGUGAGUGUAAUGAAGACACCAUUGUGGAAGGAAGUAGAAAACAACCCAAAGAAUCUAGUAGUAUUAUGGCAUUACAGAUACUUGUACCUUUUUUGCUAGCAGGAUUUGGAACUGUUUCUGCUGGCAUGGUUUUGGAUAUUGUACAGCACUGGGAUGUGUUCAAGAAUGUCACUGAAGUUUUUAUCUUGGUUCCUGCCCUUCUUGGUCUCAAAGGAAAUUUGGAAAUGACCUUGGCAUCCCGGCUGUCAACUGCUGUAAAUAUUGGAAAAAUGGAUUCUCCCAUUGAGAAAUGGAAUCUAAUAAUUGGCAACCUGGCCUUAAAACAGGUUCAGGCAACAGUAGUUGGUUUUCUGGCAGCAGUGGCUGCUGUUAUAUUGGGCUGGAUUCCAGAGGGUAAAUACCGCUUCGAUCAUUCGGUCCUUCUGUGUUCUAGCAGUGUAGCAACUGCAUUCAUAGCUUCUCUUUUACAAGGAAUAAUAAUGGUUGGAGUUAUUGUUGGAUCCAAGAAGACCGGUAUUAAUCCUGACAAUGUUGCCACUCCUAUAGCUGCAAGUUUUGGAGAUCUUAUCACUCUUGCUAUACUAGCAUGGAUAAGUCAGGGUCUUUAUACUUGCCUUGAGACAUAUUACUAUGUAUCUCCUUUGGUUGGUGCCUUUUUUUUGGCUCUGACUCCCAUGGGGAUUGUCAUAGCUGCCAAACACCCAGCUACCAGAACUGUUCUCCAUUCAGGAUGGGAGCCUGUUAUAACUGCCAUGGUUAUAAGCAGUAUUGGUGGCCUUAUACUGGACACAACUGUAUCUGAUCCUAACUUAGUUGGAAUUGUUGUUUAUACCCCAGUAAUUAAUGGUAUUGGUGGUAAUCUAGUAGCUAUUCAAGCCAGCAGAAUUUCUACCUACCUCCAUUUACACAGCAUCCCUGGAGAGCUGCCAGAAGAAGCCAAGGGUUGCUAUUAUCCAUGCAGAACCUAUUACGGCACAGGAGUAAAUAACAAAUCAGCCCAAGUUCUGCUGCUUUUGGUGAUUCCUGGACACCUGAUUUUCUUGUACACUAUCCACUUAAUGAAAAGCGGCCACACUUCCUUAACUCCCAUCUUUAUAGCAGUAUAUUUGUUUGCAGCUCUGCUACAGGUGUUUACCCUGUUAUGGAUUGCUGACUGGAUGGUGCACCACUUCUGGAAGAAAGGAAAAGAUCCUGACAGUUUUUCUAUUCCUUAUCUUACUGCACUGGGAGAUCUGCUUGGAACUGCCUUACUAGCUAUAGGUUUUCAUUUUCUGUGGCUCAUAGGUGACAGAGAUGGUGACGUUGGAGACUAGCUACUCCAAUGGAUGCAAUGACUUUUCCAGGAAUGUUGGCAAGACCAAUCAUUCCAGUUGAAGGUCCUCAAAGUGCUUGUUCCAUCUGGUAUAAGUAAAUCAAGAUGACACAGAUGUAAAACAGCCUUAAUGAUUUUAAUGCGGUUUGCUUUUUAAAAAAUAGGAUGGAACUAGGAGGAUACUUGAGACUUUGACUCUGAAACCAAGGUGGAUUGCUGCUAAUCAAAACCAUCUGAAUAGGCACAGUGAAGGGCAGAUCAAUCCUUUAUCAAGUUUUAUGUUUUUAAAAGAUCUAUUCUUUUAAAAGAAGAGUUCCUUACCUGUAUGGCGAACCAGAACAAUCUCUAGUUGCUUGUUCGCUGGUGAUGGAGAAAAGGGUAAGACCCAAUCAGGGGCUUGCCUUGUCUUUCCCUCUUGGGAACAAAGUGGGUAUAGAUUUUCAUCUUACCACCAAAGUGGUUAGUGGACCUCAGAUGAAUUAAGUUUCAUAGACAUUACCUAAUUAGUUGAUGAUAUGUUCUUAUCUUGCAAUUUCAGUGGUGUAGCUCUCUGAUCAUUGCAGACUUGGUAUCAAUAAUAACUGUUAUGGUGAGUUGAACCCUGACUGUCUAAACACUUUGUCACUUUAUGUAUACUAGUGUGGACAUCAACAUUUACAAAAUUAGACACUUGAAAAGCACUUUGUGCUAAAAAACAGGA